This is a messenger RNA of Quercus lobata, 1810 nucleotides long. RefSeq names its product histidinol-phosphate aminotransferase, chloroplastic-like. Gene Ontology annotation, biological process: L-histidine biosynthetic process. NCBI's taxonomy places the organism in Eukaryota, Viridiplantae, Streptophyta, Magnoliopsida, Fagales, Fagaceae. The record is from RefSeq and is a predicted model, not a curated record. The coding region runs from base 166 to 1452 and encodes 428 amino acids. The transcript has 10 exons. Gene Ontology annotation, molecular function: pyridoxal phosphate binding; L-histidinol-phosphate:2-oxoglutarate transaminase activity.
UGACUUGGGUUCAUUCUCCAAUUGGGUUGGGUUGUAUGAUGUUUCUGUUACAUAUUGUUUUUUGGUUUGAUAAUUGAUAAGCUUUGUAGAGACUAAAAAUUGCUCUGCUCUCUCUGUCUCACACUCACUUCCUCUCUGCUCAAAACAAACCAUUUCUCUAUAUUCAUGGGUGUCAUUGAUAUCUACAACGCCUCCUCUCUAUGCUUGACCAAACCCAACACUGGUUUUCAAAAUUUUGUGGUGCCUCAAUCUCAAUCGCACAGACCCAGUUGCUUGAUUCAAGGAAACGGCAGGAGGGUCGUUGCUAUGGCUUCCACUGUUCCUUCUUCGAUAGAACAUGUCAAUGAGGUUCAACAGAGCUUGACUGGUGACUCCUUUAUUCGACCCCAUUUGAGGAAAUUGUCUCCUUAUCAACCCAUUUUGCCUUUUGAGGUUUUAUCAGCCCGUCUUGGAAGGAAGCCUGAAGAUAUCAUCAAAUUAGAUGCGAAUGAAAACCCUUAUGGUCCUCCACCAGAGGUUUUGGAGGCUUUGGGCUCAAUGAAGUUCCCAUAUGUCUAUCCAGACCCUGAAAGCCGUCGCUUGCGUGCUGCCCUUGCAGAGGAUUCAGGACUUGAAUCUGAUUAUAUUCUUGCGGGAUGUGGUGCAGAUGAGCUCAUUGAUUUAAUUAUGCGUUGUGUGCUCGAACCUGGUGAUAAGAUUGUGGACUGCCCUCCGACCUUUACAAUGUAUGAGUUUGAUGCUGCAGUUAAUGGGGCACUUGUUAUAAAAGUUCCCAGAAAGGCAGACUUUAGCUUGAAUGUUGAACAAAUAACAGAUGUUAUUGAACAAGAAAAACCCAAAUGCAUAUUUUUAACAUCUCCUAACAAUCCAGAUGGGAGUGUAAUUGAUGAUGAAGAUCUCUUGAGAAUCCUUAAGCUUCCCAUAUUAGUGGUGCUAGAUGAAGCAUACAUUGAGUUUUCAGGGAUAGAAUCAAAGAUGAAAUGGGUGAAGAAACAUGAGAAUCUAAUUGUUCUUCGGACAUUUAGCAAAAGAGCUGGUUUAGCUGGACUUCGUGUGGGAUAUGGAGCAUUUCCUUUGAGUAUCAUUGAGUAUCUUUGGAGAGCAAAGCAACCUUAUAAUGUUUCAGUUGCUGCUGAAAUUUCUGCUUGUGCAGCUUUGCAGAAUCCCACAUAUCUUGAGAAAGUGAAAGAUACGUUGGUACAAGAAAGGGAUAGGCUAUAUAAUCUUCUUAAGGAAUUGCCAUUUCUCAAUCCAUAUCCAAGCUAUUCUAACUUCAUUCUUUGUGAGGUUGCAUCUGGAAUGGAUGCUAAGGUGCUGAAGGAGGACCUUGCAAAAAUGGGAGUAAUGAUCCGCCACUACAACAACAAAGAAUUGAGGGGUUAUGUUCGUGUAUCUGUUGGUAAGCCUGAACACACAGAUGUCUUGAUGGAUUGCCUUAGACGCCUGUCUUGAUUCUUUGCCUGUGCAGGGGCAUCAUUUUAGGGAGCAGAAUUUGAUUUGAGAGGUCAAAAUUGAAAUUGUAUUUUUAUUCUGCUUUGAACUGUAUUAUAAAAUCGCAAUAUUUAGUUUGUGGUUGUGGAGCACGAGUGAUAUUUUGGUCAGUUUGAUACCUUUUGUUGUGGAAAAUGGGUUAUAAAUUUUUGCUCUUCUCUAGAUUGUACUCUAGUUAUGGUUAAACUUUCUUUGAUAGAGAACGAGAGAGAUGCUCAAUUCUUUAUAGAUUUGUAGGCCAUAGUGCUUGCUUAACCUUGCUGUGCAAUUGGGUGGUAUGUAAACGUUUUAUAAAACAUUGCUAGCAUGAGCUGUUAUA